CGACUGGCGCUGCCAAAGGCUAGAUCCUGAACAACAACAAAUGUUGCAAACGAACUCGUCUUCCCAAAAUAAAACUGCAAUGUUUGGAAACAGGAAAGGCUGAGGUGAAAGGGUUCAUCAUAGCUUUCUUGUGCUGUAGUUCCAUUGGUGUCGUUGUGCAGGCCAGGACAAUUACUUGUUACCGUACCUCGUCAGCUGACCACAUCAUCGGCACAUGGUGUCUUUUUGAACUUCUCAACGAAAAAAUAUUCACUGCAAUUACAAGUAUUCGAAAUGGCAAGUUAGUAGCCCAUAAUGGCAGGCGUCCCACUUCAGGGUAUGGAUACAAGCUAUGGCGCAAACGAGGCCCCUGUGCCCAGUGUCAGCGUAACCAGAGGAGAUAUUCCAGUGGAGGCUGUGUUGCACGAUCUGGCCGGAAUUCUGCGCGACUCUGGGGAGUUGGUUCUGAAUAAUAAGCGUAACUUGUCACUCACGCCCUCCGUUGUGCGAUACCUCAAUGGCCGCUUUCGACAACUUGCCGCGACACCAGCAGGCGGGUCGUCAGGAUCUCGUGAUGCCGCUGAUGUGGAGUUCUUAUGGCAGUUUCUGCAGAAAGUGCCAUCUGUCAAGAUCAUGGGCAACAUGCAUCGUCCCAACAUUCAGCGUGUGUCGCUACACGUCUUCCAUAACCUGACACAUCUGACUCUACGUAAAGUAAACAUUGGUAACAUCAAUGGCCUUCAGGCGCUGCGCAGUCAGCUCCAGUCAUUGACAUGUGAACGCUCACUCAGAUCUCUCAAGAGUGCUCUGGUGAGGUGUGGGGCCGACGAAGCAGCGCCGUUCACCUGGCCGAAACUUGUGCACCUGGAUGCUAGUUAUAAUGGUCUAUCGGAGCUGGAUGACUCAUUGCGCUUCACGAGCGGCUUGGUCAGUGUUAAUCUGAGCCACAAUCAGAUCGCGGUCACUCAGGAUUUCUUCUACCCAUUGAAUGAUGUUGUGAUGCUGAAUCUGGCAUUCAAUCAACUCAACCGUAUUCCCACGCUCUGCUCCCGCGCGGCGAGAGUGCACCUGCGCACGCUGAUACUGAGAGGCAACAACCUGGACAAUCUUCAAGGCCUGCAGCAUUUACGCAUACUGCAGGACUUGGAUCUGUCCGACAACUGCUUGCUGACACAUUAUUCACUUUCACCACUCGGUGAAUUGGCCAACUUGGUGACGCUAACUCUUGCCGGAAAUCCUCUAUCGUUCCAGUCCAACCACCGUAUGCUUACGUGCGCUCAGCUGUCACCGCAUAUCAACUGCAGUGCCUUUGUGCUGGAUGCAAAGAAGCUCAAUGUCCCUGAAGCUCAGACUAUACCGCGACUUGGCACAUACGGCCUGGGUAUGCCUCCAUCGACACCAGAGAUCUCGUCUGUCAGUCGAGGCGCCUCGCCAUUGUCCCAUCCAUCUCCUUCGUCGGACACGGCAAGCAACAGGGUUGAACCGCUUGUGGCUUUGUCGUCGCGACCACCAAAGCGAGGUCGUCGCAGUCGAACCCGUGCAGCUGCCAUUGAAGACAGUCCAUCCGAGUCCGUGGACAAGGUUGCGGUUGCAACAUCUCCUCGUCAUCUGAAGUUUGAAAGUUCUCUGAAGCUUUCCCAGUACCAGCUGCUUAAAGAGCAGAUGGGGCCUGAAUACCUGCAACAGCUUGACUUGCCCAAUAACUCCAAGGCAAGAGAUCGUAGCUCAUCUGCUGAGAGUGGCUCUACCAUGCCAGCCUCCACCGAUGGCUCACUACAGAAUCUGUCUAGCUUACCCUACUCAUCCACACCUGUUGAUCCGAGUGAUCGCUUCGACUCGCUCGCCAUCCCAGACGCUUCUCCGGUCAAGAGUGUUUCGGCCACUGGGGAAAUUCCCUUCACCCGACACGAGUCUGACCUCAGCGAUAUGGAAAAUGAAGACGAUGGUAACAGUUUCUUGGUGACCGUGCAAGAGUCAGAUGAUGAGGGUGACGAGUUGAAACAGCAGCGUUUUGUCAGUGUGACCGACAAAGGUUUCCUUCAGGAGCGUGACUACAAGGCUGAGUGUGUGGAGAUGUUGGCACUGACAUGUCUGCUGCACGCCAGUCUUCGACCGACUACACCAGCAGCGCCCACUAGUGCUCUGCACACCGAUGAAGGUGCCACCAGUGAAGCAGUAGCGGCAGCGGCAGUGGCGGCAGCAGCCGUAUCCGGCGGUAACGACCAGUACACGCUACAUCUGGAGUUUGACUACUCGCGUCGGGAUCGCCGUCAGCGCGACUACAUAUUGGACAGUCAUGAACAUGGUCAGGCUAUGCUAGCUACAUUGUUGCCAAUAGUGGAGAGCAAUCGUGCAGCAGCAGCCGUAUGUCCAAUGUUAGAGUGUCUGACAUGCUCGGCAGUGUUCCGUGAUACAAGCGGCAGUAGCCAUGGCAACUCACCGGCGGUAGCAGGUGUGGCGGGGCAGGGCGGCGCGGAGCAGCGUUGCCCCACCUGUUCCAGUGCCAUGUUGGUCUCAGUGGAAGUCAAACCGGCAUCAAGAGACCCACUGCAGCCGUACCACAUUGAACAGGCACUGAGCUCUGGUCGUUCGUCAGCCAAUCACCUGACAAGAGAUGUCACUACACCAACGUUAACAUCUGUACAGCAUCAACGGUCACUGGACGAGUCCUCGGUCGGCAGCUUGGAGGCUGGCACGGGGGGCAGAGAAUCUGAGAGAGAAGACCCAUUGGUGGCUAGCUUCAACACUGUAGCAGCGUCACCAUCCACCACACGCGCUGGUCCACACUUGGAAGCAAGACGGUCACUCAUGUCCUCGUCAAUGCUCAUGGAUCCAGAACCAAGACCGGGAUACUCGCCUAAGCCGCUCAUGGAAGUCGAGUCUGAGUGCAGCUCGAGGUAUAUGUCAGGUACUGAUGACGUGGAUGCAGGCAUGACACCAGUAACACCCAUUGCAGAGAAAAUGGGCACAUCUGGUUUGCAGUGGAAAAGCGACGACCUGCAGUCGCUAACUGUGAAUGGCAGUGCAGGGCUGUCACGCCAGCAACCCGUGGCAACGACAACGACGAUAGCCUCCAGCACGGAGACUGGUAGCGUAACAUCGAAUACCACCACGCCCACGCAAACCUCACCCAUGUCACCGCCGUCGCCAACCACAGGCAGCGGCAGCAUUGCUGGUGGUAUUGCUGGUGGUGGUGCUGAGGGAAGCUUCACAAAGUUCUUGUCACGCUACAGUGUACAGGAGUCUGGGGCCAAGCCUAUCAUUAACAAUCAUGACAGUGAUGGAGUUGUUCCUCCGGGUGGUGUGUGGCAAGAACAAUGCCUACCUACAGGCACUAGCACACUCGAUGAGAGUCUGCGGUCAAAUUGGAUUGCCGGAGCAACCACUACAACCAACACAGCCGCAGCAGCAGCAGCAGCAGCAGCAUCGUCACUUCCCCGGGACAGUCCUGACACUGGCUCGUCCAGCUUGGUGAAUGCCGGUAGCCAGGCUGGAUCAGAACAGUCAUACUACUCAUCCUCCGUAUCACAGCAACACCAGCAGCUGGAUGAGUUAUCGCGACAACCAUCUAAAGCAUCGCCGGACACUACGGAUAGUUUACGUGUUCUGGAUCGUCAGUCUACGAUAUCCUCCUCACCCACACUGUGCUAUUCCCUGGAUGACUGUACAUACCUGAGCCAUGACUUACAGCUACACUUACAGUUAGAGUUCUUCAGCAAUGAUGAAUCAUGCGCAUGUAUUCUCAGGGCCCCCACGUUGGAUGUGGACAGCACUGAGCUAGUGGACAAGUUCCUUGUCGUGUCUUCAACACACUGGUAUCUGUGUGACCUUAGUCCCAAUCAGAGGAUAUGUCCGGAUUCGUGGCCAGCUUGCAGCAGAAAGUUGCCUCUCUCCGAUGUUUGCUUUGUGGAGGUGGGACUGGGUUGUCAGACACUGCGUGUGGAGUUUGACUCUCCCAAUGCCUACUUCACAUUUCUAGUCGGGGAUGAACAUCGGUGUCUGGACUUUGUGCAUCACUUCACAGGCGCUGUACUGAAGCACAUCAGCUGCUGUCGCCAUGCCUACCGUGGUAUCUUCUAUAGCAACUACUUGACACUACAUCACCUCAGACUGGAAAUCCUGAAAUCGAAUGCAGUGGAUUUCGAUCAUGUGGCGUAUGACAUUGUGUCGCGUCACUGCCUGCGUCAGUCUGUCUCUCUGGUACCGGUGGAUAGCAGUGGGGGUGUGCUCACUGCCUGUAUACCCGGUCAACACCUAGUCGACAUGCUACUCGAACUCAAACUGGAAGGAGAUAGACGUUCGGCUGUGCACAUGUGCCAGAAUCUCUUACGAGAUGGCUUACUGUUUGUGGAGGGUGGUAGCUCGCCGUCUGCUGUCUUCUUGGACAAGCCCACGCCAUGCUACGGCUUCAGUUCACAAACACAAAGCAUGAAGCAAUGGCCAACAUCAAAGUGGAUGGUGGAUUCUGUGAUUGCAAGUUACUUCAUUCAAUCAGGUGGAGAAAGGACACUUGUUGACGUGCUCGUGGUCGACAAAACUGUCUACCUAGCACGCCGUAACUACAACAUGCCCGCACCGCGUCUGCCUCGCAAUGACACCAGUACUGGCACUGCUACUGCUACUGGUGCUGCUACUGGUGCUGAUGGGAAGUUCUUCAGUGCUCUAGUGUCAAGUCAACUCAUUGAGAACAUGUCUUCACUGAUCCUGUACGAUGGCAGUCCGCACUAUCUUGGCAUUGAUUUCUUUGCAGAGGAUGUGGACGACAACGACGCAGAUAACUCCAGCAGCGGCUGGCAGUUUGAGUGCUGUUCACCGGCGUCCGUCAAGGCGCUGUGUUCAGCGCUAACUGCCGUCUGGGAGAAGGAGUUUCACGUUUCCCUUCAGACUGACACGAGACCAGGCAAUCCUCCUGCCCGCACCUGAGUGCAUGUCACACUCGCCUGUAGCUUCCCUAGCUUUCACGGGCUUGGGAAAAUCAACGUGCUUGCAGUUCACGAUAUAAGACAACAGAGAUGAGCAACAUUUACCAAAAAAACACGUUCUUUUACAAGUGAUCAUUAUCGACUUUAAUUUUAUACUCCAGGAACAUUUCUUUCCGAACGAAAAAUCAAUGCGCUAUCAUAUUUUUUCCGCUGCAUGUUACAUUAUGUACGAAGACAGUAUUCUCUCACAAGACUACACCGAUUACCAGGUACAUAAUUUCUGUAUGACUUGUCAUUGAUAAAUCAGCCACUCUGGCUGCAGAAGUUUAAAGUAAUUUUUUACUCUCUUCUCUCACGCUUCUGGCCCUGGCCGCACUAUUCAUUGAAUCAUACAGACAAUGCAUGUGAAGAGUCUUACAUGUAUUGAUAUGCCUGGUCACGGAACUUCCUCAUCAAACCUACUAAUGUGAGUUUCUAUUGCUCUCUCUCUCUCUCUCUCUCUCUCUCUCUCUCUCUCUCUCUCUCUCUCUCUCUCUCUCUCUCUCUCUCUCUCUCUCACGGAACGUCAUGAAGUCUAGUCCUGCUGCUGCUGCUGUCAAUUCUGAAUUACUGCGCCACACCACUGCUGGUAGUAGUUCCAGUACACCCAGGCUAGUGGACAGUGUUUGACAAAGCUGAAACUACUGUACUGUAGUGCUGUAUGCUUGUCAGCCAGUACUCUGUACUCUGGUCACUGCCCUGCUGCUAUUGCCAGUAUUGGGUCUUAUUUUUUUAUAAACUAGUUUUCAUCUCCCCGGCUUUACUCCUUGCGUUAUCAAUUCUGACGAUCUGC
Molecule: messenger RNA, 5733 nt
Organism: Sycon ciliatum
Lineage: Eukaryota; Metazoa; Porifera; Calcarea; Leucosolenida; Sycettidae
Exons: 39
Coding region: 295-4902 (1535 amino acids)
Biological process (GO): intracellular signal transduction
Cellular component (GO): cytoplasm
Molecular function (GO): protein binding
Source: RefSeq, a predicted model, not a curated record